CAGGUAUACGUAUGAAUUAUGCCUUGCAGGAGCUAGAAUGGCGGAGAAUUGGCCCGAUCUGAGUUCUGUUACGAAUACAACGGCCGGUUGUCUGUUAUGUGGGGACGAUGAAUCUAUGGAUGAAUCGUGGUCGACAGUCAGUGACGAGUUUAACGGUAAAACUUAUAAGUCCCUGCUUCUGCAAGCGUGUGGAAGGAAAGAUCUCGGAGAAAUAAGCGAUGUGGCGGAUUUAUGCCCGCAGUGCUGUGGAAAGCUUGGAGAGUAUUCCGUUAUCCUGUCGCGUUUGGAGAAUCUGAGCUCUGACCUGAAAAUCAGCCUUCUCGGAAGACACCCCGGUUUGGCUGAAAAUGAUUGCAAGGACCGCAGAGCGAGGGUCGUGGUUACAGAAGAUUUGAAGACGAUGAUGAUCAGGGCACGGCUGCUAUCCGGAAUGGAUGAAUCAGUUAGCCUCCGAAAGCGAGCGCGAUGUGAUACGCCGACAAAAGACUGUCAAAGCCUUGUUCCCGUCUCAAGUUGUGUAUUCCAAGAUAUCAAGAACCUUGGAAAGUCUGGAUUUCCGAGGAAAUGCUCUUCAAGCGUAGAACUUGGUCUACGCAGAGAUGCGAAGGACGCGAAGCCACGAUUCCGUUCUGUUGUGACGAUUUCGGCGGAAAAUAAUAUCAGGAAAAAGACAGAGAAUAACCUGCUUGGAAGCAGACCCACGCUUUCCGUUAUUGUGAUUUGGGAUGGACCAUCUGAAACGAGGGCUGACUGGACAUGGCAGACGUUUGUUCCACCGGAUAUGUCAGUUGGGAAGCUGAAGCAAACGGCGUUGGCUCAUUUUCUCGAGAAAAGUGAGGCUUUGAAGGCUGAGAACUCGUACAAGUUGUUGUUUCCUGAAAAUGGUAGGAGACUCCUGGAAAGCAACUCCGUUGCGGAUGAAACGGGAAUUUCUGAUGGCAACCAAAGUCCAAUGGAGAUGAUUCUCUUCAAAGUUGGCGAUUUGUCCUCCACCGAAAAUAAAGAAAAGCCUGAAGACGCGGCGCCGACAUCCCCGGAAAUCGAAAGAGCAACUGCGACUGUACCCAGGGAAAACAUCGAAAGAAUGACCCAACUGCCUCCAUUGAUUGACGUACAAAUGCGGAGAGUCUUCCUCACGCUGCUGGAGACGUCGUGCAAGUUGCAGAGCGACGAUCCGAUCGUUUUGAAUUUGCUGAAGCAAACGUUGGAAAGAGUGCGGAAAAAGUGCAAGGAUUUACCGCAAGUCGACAAGAACAAACUGGGACAAUUGUUGGAACUGGGGUUUUCCACUGUAAGAGCCGUGCGUGCGCUGCGUAUGUUCAGACAGAAUCUUCGGCAAGCGACGGAUUGGCUCCUGCUGCAUCCAAUGUCAACAGACGAUCAUCUACGAUCCGGAAGAGGAAAUCGAUCAGCGUCUCCCACCGACAACGUAGGAGCGGAGGUUCGAGAAGCUUCUCCUGCACGAAACGGAGUCGUGAGUCAAGAAACCCCUCGGACAGUGACUGAUGAGAUCAGUGUUCAAACUCUCCAGGCCUCUGUUUCACCGGGGGACUUUGUGUUUUCACCGCCGGACAUGGAUACCCCGGAUCUGGAUCCCUUCGUGAGUUCGUCGUUGACGUAUUCUGUUCCGGCUUUGCCGACGGGUCCAGUGUCGACGACGGAAGUUCCGGAAAAGCCGUGGAACGUGUUGUUGGACGAGGUGAAGCAAGCCUUGAGGGAAUUUCAUCGUUUGCACUUUAUUCCGCAUCAUGGAGUUAUGCAAGCUUUGAUUGAGAUGGGCUUCAACGAAGAAGACGCGGAAAUUGCAUUGCAAGUGACGGGAAACAAACGAGAACCAGCGUGCGAGUGGCUGUUGGCUGGUAACAAGGCUCCUGGUGCUGCAUAUGAGACCGGGUUUCCUCGUGAGUGUCCGAUUAUACUGAAUAUUCUGGAGCAGACGCCGGUGCAACUGGCGUUGAUGAAGCCGAAAACUGUCGCU
Molecule: messenger RNA, 1978 nt
Organism: Notodromas monacha
Lineage: Eukaryota; Metazoa; Arthropoda; Ostracoda; Podocopida; Cyprididae
Source: the annotation of a GenBank genome assembly